AUGGACGACGUCUCUAUCAACCAUGACCUGAUUGAUAGCAGUGACCACGGUAAUGGUGAUGAUUACUUGUGCUUUAAAGAAGAUGACACUGAUGAAUCCCAUUGUAUGUAUGUCAUGAAUGUAAUAUUGAGUGGCACUGCACGCCUCAAUGUUCUUUUACCUACAGCCACCAUUCUUUGUUUCGCCAUAUUUGCUCCUCUCCUUACCAAUGAUGGCAUAUGCACCGACUUCAGCCGCUGGCUGAUGGGUUUCUUCAUUGCCCUUUCAGCAGCCUCCUGCAUCAUUUUCACCUUCACUGAUAGCUUUAAAACAGCGACAGGCAGGUUAUACUAUGGAGUGGCCACAUUUCGGGGAAUCUGGACUUUCAAUGGUGGCCGGAAGAGGCCUUGCGUUCCAUCUGAUUAUAGGCUGAGGUGGGCUGACCUCUUCCAUGCAUCAGUUUCUCUGGUUGCAUUUCUAACAUUUGCAGGUUCACAUAAUGAUGUAGUGGGUUGUUAUUAUCCAGCAAUGCCUAAGAGGAUCACCAACAACCUUCCUCUGGUGGUUGGGUUUGUAGUAUCUAUCUUCUUUGUGCUGUUUCCUUCCAAGAGAAGGGGAAUUGGUUAUCCUUUCUUGCUGACGAGAGAUGCUUUGUACACUAGAUGUUAA
Messenger RNA from Rosa chinensis, 648 nucleotides. Its product is annotated as protein DMP7. Lineage: Eukaryota; Viridiplantae; Streptophyta; Magnoliopsida; Rosales; Rosaceae. The transcript has a single exon. The record is from RefSeq and is a predicted model, not a curated record. Gene Ontology annotation, biological process: endomembrane system organization. The coding region runs from base 1 to 648 and encodes 215 amino acids.